GUGGGCGUGUGUUUGCCCGGCGCGUGCCUGUGCGCGUGGCCGUGUCCAGGUAUGUGAUCGUCGGCAGUCAUGGGGAUGUUUUACUCUCACCCGGCGUGUCAGGCAGCCUAUGACGGGGACUUAAAUGGUCUUUACCGGCUCCUGAAAGACGACCCAAAAAACCUCGACAUCCAGGAGAGACAUAACGGGGACACGCCCCUCAUCGCUGCCUGUCGCCGUGGAAACGUGUUGACAGUCAAAUACCUGCUGGACAACCAGGCAAACGUCCACCUGACCAAUAAGAAACAGAGGACAGGUCUUCAUUACGUGUCUAAGAGGACAUUCUCUCUGCUUGAUUACCUGAUGAUCACCGUCCUCAUGCCCAUCCUGCUGCUCGGCUACUUCCUCAUGUUACAGAAACAGAGACAGAGAGUGAGACUGAUGGAAGUCGUCCUGAGCAGCAACAUCAACGUCAACGCUGUCGACUAUAAAGGAAACACAGCUCUUCACUACGUCUGUGAGAGGAAAAGUCAUCGUCUGGUUCCUCUGCUGCUUCACAGAGACGCUGACACCAGCAUCCAAAACAAUGACGGGGAGACAGCGCUGGACGUCGCCGUCAGACUGAAGUUCACUAAAAUCGUCUCCCUGCUGAAGACGCAGUGAUGGACAGACAUGAGGACAGAGACAGAUUUCUAGGUUUGAUUUAAUUAAAAGCAAAAAUAGUCAUGUGAUCUUACUGUAAACAAACAUUAAGCCCCGCCCACCACAUGACCUCCCGUGGCUAAUGCUAACAUAACACUUGAGUAACAUUUAUCAUAAGAGGUCAGUGUGAUGUCAUUAAUGAGGGGGAGGGGCCAAUGAUCACACCCCUUCACAAUAAAAGCAUAUAAAAUCAAA
This is a messenger RNA of Solea solea (common sole), 876 nucleotides long. RefSeq names its product ankyrin repeat domain 22 (gene ankrd22). NCBI's taxonomy places the organism in Eukaryota, Metazoa, Chordata, Actinopteri, Pleuronectiformes, Soleidae. The coding region runs from base 70 to 642 and encodes 190 amino acids. The transcript is spliced from 6 exons. Gene Ontology annotation, molecular function: protein binding. The record is from RefSeq and is a predicted model, not a curated record.